CGGGGAGAGCGUGGAGCCGGAACAGAGGCUCGCGGAUGGACUUGGCAGUCGGUCGCCGAGCAGCAUGCAGGCGUCGCGGAGCAGCAUCCAACCCGAGCCGGGAUGGUACGUCUCUGUCCAGCAGCCCGACGAGGCUUCGGCUGCGGAAGAGUGGAGCCCGUUGCUAAGCAACGAACCUCACCGGCAGGGAUCCCCAGGUGCUUCGUUUGGCUUCUCAGUCUUCAAUGUGAUGAACGCCAUCAUGGGAAGUGGCAUCCUUGGCUUGGCUUAUGUGAUGGCUAACACCGGUAUCCUUGGAUUUAGUUUCUUGUUGCUGGUGGUCGCUUUCCUGGCUUCUUACUCAGUCCAUCUCCUGCUUACUAUGUGCAUCCAGACGGCAGUGACGUCUUAUGAAGAUCUUGGACUCUUUGCAUUUGGAUUACCUGGAAAGGUGGUGGUGGCAGGCAGCAUAAUAAUUCAGAAUAUUGGAGCUAUGUCAUCGUAUCUUUUAAUUAUUAAAACCGAGCUUCCUGCUGCUAUUUCAGAAUUCCUGCCUGGUGACCACAGUGGGUGUUGGUAUCUUGAUGGGCCAACGCUACUAAUCAUCAUCUGUGUUGGCAUCGUAUUCCCUCUCUCGCUGCUUCCCAAAAUAGGCUUUCUUGGCUACACAAGCAGUCUAUCAUUUUUCUUUAUGGUGUUCUUUGCUCUUGUGGUAGUGAUUAAAAAAUGGUCCAUCCCCUGCCCUGUGACCUUAGAUUACAUCAAUGCAGUCUUUCAGUUUUCAAACGCUACAGAUGACUGUAAACCAAAGCUCUUUCAUUUCUCCAAAGAGAGCGUUUAUGCCAUACCAACCAUGGCUUUUUCAUUUCUCUGCCAUACCUCAAUAUUGCCCAUAUACUGUGAGCUUCACAGCCCCUCAAAGAAAAGGAUGCAGAAUGUAACCAACACAGCAAUUGCAUUCAGCUUUCUGGUUUACUUUGUGUCUGCCCUCUUUGGAUACCUCACUUUUUAUGACAAAGUGGAGUCAGAGUUACUACAAGGUUAUAGUAAAUACUUGCCACACGAUGUUCUUGUCAUGGCUGUGAAGCUAUGCAUACUAUUCGCUGUGCUUUUGACAGUCCCUCUAAUCCACUUCCCCGCCAGAAAAGCUUUAAUGAUGAUACUUUUCUCAAAUUUUCCAUUUUCAUGGAUUCGGCAUUCUCUGACCACAUUAGCGCUCAACACUAUUAUUGUUUUACUUGCAAUAUACGUUCCUGAUAUUAGAAAUGUAUUUGGCGUUGUUGGCGCCAGCACAUCAACCUGCCUGAUUUUUGUGUUCCCAGGGCUAUUUUAUCUUAGACUCAGCAGAGAGGAUCUUCUCUCAUGGAAAAAGCUUGGGGCUUUGUCCCUGCUUGUCACCGGUGUCUUGAUUGGGAGCUUCAGUUUAGCGCUCAUCGUUUUUGACUGGGUCAACAAAUGAAAGAAUUUUUUUUUCUAUUAUAAAGAAUAACUUACCUCUGUAAACAAGAAGGGAUCAUUCUGGAAGGUGCUGCAUAUAAAAUUCACACUCUUAGGAAAACUCUUAACAGAAAAGCAGGACAGACCAUCAGUAUGCGAUAAAAUGUAGUCAUUUUAAAUUUAACCAAAAUUAGAAGGACUCAAAAUGUUGUUUCUGAAUAGAGUUACUCUUUUGUUUGGGAGUUUUGUUUUUUGUAUUUUGUUUUUGAGACAGAAUCUGGCUGUGUAGACCAGGCUGGCCUUGAACUCACAGCAUUCUGUCUGCUGCUACUUCACAGCUGCUGGGGGUAGAGCCAUGUGCCAUCAUCCUGGCGCAUGCCUGGCAUUUAUGACUUAAAAAAAAAAGUAGCCUUUAUUUUUUAGAGCAGUCUAAUGUUUCAGAUAUACUGAGCAAAUGAAAUAAGGGAUUCUGUGUGGCGCCAUACUCCAUCCCCUGUAGCUUUCUGCUGUGCCUCUCGUGUCAGUACAACACAGUACAUGCAGGAAGGCUAAAGUCCACGGUCGACAUUAGGCUUGUUCCUGGUCACCACUCAUCUUUUUACCAGAAUGCCGUGGUUGGAAUCCUGCAGGAUUGUGUGUCCCUUUCUGACCGACUUCAUUGGCUUCAUAGCUUGUUUCCUUUUAGUACCAAGUAAUAUCCCUGUUAUAGUGAUCUAUCAAGUUUGCUCAUCUGCUUCACCUCUUGGACCUUUCUACUGCUUCCAAGUUUCGCCAUCCAUCAAUAAAGGUGCUAAAAAUGUU
Psammomys obesus (fat sand rat) is the source of this 2217-nucleotide messenger RNA. RefSeq names its product solute carrier family 38 member 6 (gene Slc38a6). The coding region runs from base 65 to 1438 and encodes 457 amino acids. Lineage: Eukaryota; Metazoa; Chordata; Mammalia; Rodentia; Muridae. Gene Ontology annotation, biological process: amino acid transmembrane transport; L-glutamine transport. Gene Ontology annotation, molecular function: L-glutamine transmembrane transporter activity. The record is from RefSeq and is a predicted model, not a curated record. The transcript is spliced from 16 exons.